Ochlerotatus camptorhynchus is the source of this 3322-nucleotide messenger RNA. RefSeq lists its product as uncharacterized. The transcript has 5 exons. The record is from RefSeq and is a predicted model, not a curated record. The coding region runs from base 876 to 1679 and encodes 267 amino acids. NCBI's taxonomy places the organism in Eukaryota, Metazoa, Arthropoda, Insecta, Diptera, Culicidae.
ACAGGUUCGGGUCGGGUGCAGCUACAUACCGAGAGUCUUCCGUGGAAGUUGGCAGAAAAAGUGUGCUUGAAGGAAAAUUUCCAACUGGGAUAAAUGGUUGCGGGUGGAAUUGGUUGAAAACGAAUGGUCGCUUCGCUCGCUCGGAAAUUACUGUCCGAUUAGUGCCGUUUGUGAUUUCCCACAGAGAGUGAUACAUCAUAGAGAGAUUGGAAUUUAAAUUGCAAAAUGGAUUCCAGCAGAAUCCAUAGGGUGCCGAUGUAGGCGAAGUAAUUGUGUAAUAGGCUGGUUGCAUUUAGGGAAUAAGAGGGCGCUGGGCGAGUGAGGGUUCUCUUCCAGUGAAGUGUGAAUAUUGGCCGGACAAGCCACCGAACCGUCCUCAAGCGCAAGAAUAGGCGAAAAUUUUAAUAUCACCGAACCCAACCCCGAACGUGAGGUAGCAUUUUUCAAACCAAUUCCUUCGAAGAAGGGCGGUGAAUGUAGCCAACCGACGAAAAAUGCGUGCCUAUUUCACGCCUGGAGGAAAGUGAAAAAUCACAGUGGAAAAUAUUGAUGGUUUCUGGUGAAGAGAGGACGACGAAGCGACAGUAGGUGAUGCCCACGAACAGCAUAAAUGCAACAUAUGGAAGGGAAAAUAGAUCACCAAUAUCAGCAGCAACAUCAUCAACUUCAGUGGGUGGCAGGCGAAGCGAACGAGGAAGAAACGUCGUCGCAGCAGACGAGUGGUGAAGGAAGUUCCCAUUGCCGAUAGAGCAAAGGUUAUGGUGCGGGAAAAUUAAAGCUGCUGAGUGUUAAUUACGGAAAUUGUUACGAAUCAUCGCCCGGAGGAAAGAGCUGCCAAGAAUUCCUCGGGCACAACCUAAGAAGUACACGACACGAUGAUGAUGAUGGACAUCCUUCGCUGGCUGCCGGGGGCCUGCGGUAGCCUUGGACCGGCCCUAAUUCCCCCAGCACACAUCGCCGUCCUGUGGUACUUUUGGCAAAACUACUCCCGCUACGUGGACAAGCGGUUCUGCUCCUGUUCCUGCUGGGAUACGGUGUUUAAAGGAACGUACGAAUCCGGAAUCGCCUCCUACAAGCACAUGUACUUCAACGCCACCCAGAACACGAUGAAGAUGUGGCUGCUGAUCGUGGUCGGCGUGAUCGCCCUGUACGAGUGUACCAAAUACCUAACGCAGCUGCUGCUGCAGAACCGGGUCCGCUACACGAUGAUCGUGCUGUUCAUGCUGUCGAUCUUCUCGCAUUACUAUGCCUGGUGGGCAUAUCUCAAUUACUACAACGACGAGUACUACAACCAGUGGAAUCACCAGUUGUUUUUUACGAUUACGGAACUCAUAUCAACCAGCGUCGUGUUACAUCUAGCCAAUGUGGAAAACGUGGUGACAUCACGGAAAACGCUGGCCAUCGUGGGCAUCGCUAUCCUGCACAUCCUAGCCAGCGGGGUGGAUCAGUUCAUAUCAAAUGUGUUUCGGGGCGAAGGAUAUCCCCAUCAGGUCGUCCGCGACUUGGGCUUCAUGAUCCCGGAUGUGAUGCAUCUGAUGCUUCCGCUGUGGCUGCUGCGGCAAACGCGCAAGGAAAGCUUCAGCACGCGACCUUUCUACCGGGACCGGAACCUACGGAGGGAUGUGGUCCUCAUGUUCUUCAUGGUAGCAGUAUUAUUCACCAUUUGCUCGUUCCUGUGAGCGCGGUUCCCGAACUAGAAGUAAAGGAACCGCACCGUUUUCCCGAAUAGUGAGCAAAUCCUGAAUUCUUCCAAUGUUGUGUAAAUUACAGAAGUUAAGACGUGAGAGCAAUUUGUGUGAAAAAAAAAUCCUACAUGCUCAAAACAAUACAAAAAACAUCACUGGUACAACGCAUCGUUUUUAACCGACGACGAAAGCACACCAAACACCAGACGUCUCCAUAUUUGGCUUCAACGCAAGACUGUUAAGUAUUAGUGAAUUGCUUUUUGGUUAUGUUCCAUUCGAGUUAGGAUUAUUAUUUAUCAAAUAAGUAGAAUUUAACGAAGACAAAGAACUUACUCUAUGCUGUGUGAUUGGCUUUGUGAAGGUUUUAAUGAAGUUUUAACUUCUCAAAAUCUUCAACAAAGCCACAACAGGCCUUUGUAAAAAAAAUUACUUAUCAAUAAUAUCGUGUGGCACCUUCACACUUCAAAACCAAGUCAUCAUGUUCUCAAAAGUCUACCAUUUCCGCUUCCAGUCAUAGAUUAGUGUUUUAAGCCUUAGGCCGACUUAGAAAACAAAACCAAACAUCUGUAGUGGCAAACACAUAUCUUUGAAUUCUACUUAUCAGUGAGCCACAUAGUCCACACUUGGAAAUGAAUAUUUUUUUAAGAACAAUGAUCAACCGAACUGUCAGCAACUGCAGCUUUGCUCUUUUGCCAUUUUUAAACUAGAAAAAAAAACAAACAACAAAAAAUCAAACACAAUUAUCAGCGAGGACAAGAUGCAGCUACUUAUUCUGGCUCCUCUCCCUCGUCCCCAUAUCAUCAGCCUCGAGAGACUAAGUUUUUUAAGUAACACUUUAGCAACGAAUCACUAUCGUCGUGAGCAAUCGAAAUCGAAACCGGAUCCGUUGCAUCCAUCAGAUGCAUAAUAAUUGGACAUUUUUCAGCGGUUUUUUAACCUUCACUCUAGCAGAAACGUACUUUUAAAACCGUAGAAUCUAACCUUCUUCCCGUUGCAGUAGCAUCUUUUUCGAAAGCGAUAGCAAAAACCAAACAGACUAAACCUACACACAUCUAGAAGAGUAGACAAUAAAGAAAAGCUAAAUGUAAUGGAAAUAUCCGAAGAAAAAAUAACGAAAGUAGUAAAUUAGAUGCAGACAAAGAGUAAGAGUAAAUCAUAAAGCGAGUGAAAAUUAUAGCAUGUAAACGGAAAAUGUAAACAGAACAAAGAAAAAUGCAGUUCCGGAGCGGAACGUUUCGUCAAACGAAUUGACUUAUUAUCUAUAAUUGUAUGUUGAUAGGUUUUAGAAACGUUGUUGAUCCUUCCCCAUUUAUCCUCCAAAAAGCGUAAAAAGAGAAAACAGAAAGUGAUGUGUCAUAGAGGUUUUAAAAAAUCAGAUACAGAUGGAGACUAGUAGAGAAUUGAAACAAAGAUUAGGAUUAAGCGGGCGGCUAUAAUCUGUGUAGACGAAAUAAUCAUCAACAGGUGAACCAUUAGGUGUAACUAAAUACAAGUAAGAGGAUGGAAGCCAAGUUAAACGAUACCCACCAUUAUACGAUUCUAAGUUUUGCCUUCGUGUUUAAUUUUCUCUAUUAUUUUUGUUGAAUGACAGACAAGUAUGGAUUGAUAUAGAAUAAAUAUGAACUGAGUAUAUUAAA